AUGGUCGUGAGCGAUUCGAGCAAUUGGAACUCUCCGCCAGUGAUUGUUUUCCGUGCGUACAACCAGUGGCGAUUGAAAAAAAGGUAUCGCGACGGGAUUCCGCCAAAAAUGAAUUCUGGCGUGGCGGAACACACGAGUCUUGGCGAGGAAUGCCUAGAGAAUUCCGAAGAAUUUUCACCACCUGAAAGCAAACGACUACGCCUAGAUGACAGCUGUAAUAACAAUUUAAAUAGUUCUUUGAAUAGCACCUCCAAAAAUAGUGCAAGAUGGUCAUGUUCUGCGGAUGGAAAUGUAGAGCCAGAAAUUUUAGAGGAUAUGGGUGUUAGUAUGUUAGAGGAUGAAGCAUCAAGUUGUGAAAGUACAAAAAAGUCUGAUUCUCUUGAACGGACAAUCUCGCCAACUAUUUCCGGUAACAGUGGACAAUGUGAGAAAGUUAAUAGUUUUCAAAGACAAGAAAGUGUUUAUAGGGGGUCCAGUUUUGAUACUGUCAGUAUGGACAGUUUCGAAGCUACCAGAAGAUUAGAGCAUGAUUCAUAUGAAUCAGAUGAACCUGUGACAUAUUCGACACUUGGAAACGAAUCUGGUUAUUCCUCCAGAAUGGAAAUAGAUAAUUUUAUUGACACAAAAGAAACUUUUUCUAAAGACAGCCUUAAUGCUUCUUCUGGAAAAAGUAGUCUCGAUCAAUUCUACCUCUAUAGAAGAAGAAGAAAACCUUCGAUUGUCGGCGAAGAUAAAUUUAAUAAAUUAUCCGACGAGAUGAUAUUGAUGAUAUUAAAAUGGCUCCCAAAAAAAUGUUUGGUACGUUCCAUGUUAGUCUGUAAACGAUGGUGUCAGAUAGCACGUGAUGAAGCUUUAUGGAGCAGAUUAGAUUUAGGCAGUAAAGUGUUAAACGAAGGUACAUUGGGUCACAUACUACCACGAGGCGUUCAAAUACUUCGACUUGCACAAGCCGAGAUUGCCGAUCCUGUAUUCUUUGAGAAUAGCGAAGUUUUUUCUGACGGUUAUAUUAGUAAAUUACAGUACUUGGAUCUCUCGAUGGCGGUGAUAUCACCUGAUGGAUUGGCUAUGUUACUAAAUAAAUGUAAAUACCUUAAAAAAUUAUCUCUAGAAAAGUGUACAGUAAAUAGAUCAUGCUGCAAAGCUAUCAGUGAUAAUAAUGAUUUAGAAAUUUUAAACUUAACAAUGUGCGAGGGUAUGAAUAUUGAAUGUAUCAAGGAUUUGAUGAAGCUUAAGAACCUCAAUGCCGUCAAUAUGGCUUGGUGCGGUCUGGAUAGUGAAUCUAUGACGUUACUUUGUAAAUCUUUACCUUCGUCUGUUACACGUUUAAAUAUAGCAGGAUGCAGAAAAACGAUGACAAAUGAUAAUGUCAAAGAUUUAGUGAAGAGUUGUCCAGAUUUGAUAGAAUUAGAUUUGAGCGAUUGUACUAUGCUUACAAUGAAUACUGUUCGUAAUUUACUUGAUUUAUCAAAAUUAGAACAUCUGUCACUGAGUCGCUGUUACGGUAUACCUCCAUCAACAUACGUUACAUUGGCGUAUAUGCCAUCUUUGUUGUACUUGGACGUUUUUGGUGUAAUACCAGAACCAAUACUGAAAACACUACAAGUUACCUGUGGCGAAACUCAACUUAAUAAGUUCCUAUAUAGUUCCGUUGCAAGACCAACAGUCGGUGUACGAAGAACGAGCAUCUGGGGGCUUCGCGUUAGAGAUUGAAUAUAAAUAUUGUAACUCUUUUCUACACAAAUAGUGGUAAAG
Messenger RNA from Eufriesea mexicana, 1752 nucleotides. It is a transcript of the gene Skp2, whose product is annotated as S-phase kinase-associated protein 2. The transcript has 6 exons. Gene Ontology annotation, cellular component: SCF ubiquitin ligase complex. Gene Ontology annotation, biological process: SCF-dependent proteasomal ubiquitin-dependent protein catabolic process. Bases 1 to 1710 code for a protein of 569 amino acids. NCBI's taxonomy places the organism in Eukaryota, Metazoa, Arthropoda, Insecta, Hymenoptera, Apidae. Gene Ontology annotation, molecular function: protein binding. The record is from RefSeq and is a predicted model, not a curated record.